AUGUCGCUCCCGAUCCGUGAGAUCAAGCCGAAGAGCGCGAAGACAAAGCGCUACCUGGACAACAAAGGCCCGCAAGUUACGGAAAACCCCAAGACGACACUGUUCCUCCGCUACACGUCCUGCUCCGAAAUCGUGCAACUCGUGCUCAAGGACCUCAACCGCCUCAAGGAGCCGCUUACCGUCAAAUUCACCAAAAAGAACGACAAACACCCCUUCGAAGAUGCCACCAGUUUCGAGUUCUGGGCCGACAAGAACGACACGAGCUUGAUGGUCUAUGGAUCGCACAGCAAGAAACGCCCCCAUUGCCUAACCCUGAUGCGCAUGUUCGGUUACAAGCUGCUGGACAUGCUCGAGCUGCUCAUCGAUCCGGACACCUUUCGCAGUUUGUCGCAAUUUAAGAACGCCAAAGCCGCAGUGGGACUGAAGCCACUCCUCUCCUUCUCCGGCAGCGCCUUCGAAUCGCCGAUUCAGAAUGACUAUACGCUUGCGAAGUCGCUCUUGCUCGAUCUUUUCAAGGGCCCGAACACGGACAAGGUGGAUGUGGAAGGCUUGAAAUACAUGAUUCACUUUAGUGUGGAUGAGGAAGAACAAGAAGAUGUGAAACCACAGAUCCACAUGCGGUCGUACCUGAUAAGCUCGAAGAAGGGGCAAAACUCGAGUCUGCCCAGAAUUGCAGUAGAAGAGAUGGGUCCCAGGGUCGACUUCAGAGUGGGCAGGAGACAGGAUGCCGAUCCGGACAUGUGGAAAGAAGCUAUGAAGAAGGCAAAGACUACAGAGGCCAAGCCCAAGAAAAACAUCGAGACCGACAUGAUUGGAGACAAGAUCGGACGCAUUCACACUGGUCGCCAAGAUCUCAGCCAGCUGCAAACGAGGAAAAUGAAGGGUCUCAAGCGCAGCAGAGACGUCCCCGACGACGACGAUGGAGACGUCGCCAUGAGCGACGACGAGAAUGGCGGUGUGCCUUUAACCACAACAGAGAAGAAGCGGCCGAGAGUCGAAGCGUGA
Messenger RNA from Sphaerulina musiva SO2202, 1005 nucleotides. RefSeq names its product Brix-domain-containing protein. Gene Ontology annotation, cellular component: nucleolus. Lineage: Eukaryota; Fungi; Ascomycota; Dothideomycetes; Mycosphaerellales; Mycosphaerellaceae. The record is from RefSeq and is a predicted model, not a curated record. The coding region runs from base 1 to 1005 and encodes 334 amino acids. The transcript is spliced from 2 exons. Gene Ontology annotation, molecular function: rRNA binding. Gene Ontology annotation, biological process: ribosomal large subunit assembly; maturation of LSU-rRNA from tricistronic rRNA transcript (SSU-rRNA, 5.8S rRNA, LSU-rRNA).